AUGGUGUUCAAUGGUGUCUCGUGGUGCAUCCUCAUAGGAUUAAGUCUCGCGCACUUCGCUGCGGCGCAGGAGGAGUCCACCGCGAAGAACUGUAGUGACACAGCGUGUCGCAGUGGGCGAGUGCUGAGGAAUAUAUUUCACUAUGUGACAAGUGACGGUGGCGGGAAGCCACUGGUGUUAGUUCCUGGCCUCGAGAUUGUCCAGUUGCCGGCCCAAGAGACUGCCAGGUCGUCGGAUUAUGACGACCUGAAGCAUCAGAGCUUCUUCACGCGAAUCGCCAAGUAUCUGCAGACUCAUGAGAUCAAGAUCAAGUUCCCAGAUCUCGUGGGUCAGACGGAAUUCAACGAAGUGCUCGCCGGCACAAUGAAGAAUAUCAAUGAGGGUGAAAAUGUCGUAGAGGGACGAAAGAAGGACAAGGGCGGCCUCGGAAUGGUGAUGAUGAUGGGCAUGAUGAUGGCCAAGAUGAUGGCAGCUCUUGGUCUGGGAGGAGUGGGUGCUCUGGCGAUGAAGGCUCUGGGAGUGUCCAUGAUGGCUCUCAUGCUCGCCGCGAUCAUCGGCAUCAAGAAGCUGGCCGAUGGUUCUGGUCAUGACGAUGGUGGCCAUCAUGUUCAGUACGUAACGGCCCAUGAUCACCAUCGGAAGCGCCGAGAGGUCCGGAGAAACCUAGACAUGCCGUAUCGAGGCUGGAAACAGCACUCCCUCGCAGAGUAG
Messenger RNA from Phlebotomus argentipes, 711 nucleotides. RefSeq lists its product as uncharacterized. Lineage: Eukaryota; Metazoa; Arthropoda; Insecta; Diptera; Psychodidae. The transcript has 3 exons. Bases 1 to 711 code for a protein of 236 amino acids. The record is from RefSeq and is a predicted model, not a curated record.